AUGCCCUACGGCAAGGGGGCCGCUGAGGACUGGCGCAGGAGGUCGCAGAGGGCGUCCGUGUGCCAGACGGACUCAUUGACCGCCGGGGAGGCUGCAUCGGCACCACUGCUGAGGCAGCUGACCAACGUGCAGAGGCUGAAACUUGCAGGGGGUGGCGAUCUGGCAGCAGAGUCGGGCAGGCGCCUGGACGGCGUGCGGACUGCGAGCGGUACUCUGGACAAGGACUCGGGACCUUCGGCCGCCUCCGAGGCCGAGUCACGCGCUCAGCGCUCGUUGGAGACAGCCAAGACUUGGAGCAGGUUUGGUGGCACCAGCACUUCCAAUGGCAAGCUACUCUACUCGGUGGCAUCGCUGGACAGCGUCAGCACCAUUGCAGGCACUGCCCUCCUCGGCGGCUCGAGCACUGGCAGCCUUUUCACGGCGCUGGCUGAGGGGGACGAGGAGUCGACCGCGUCCGCGAGCGAAGACCUGGGCGAGCUGCCAGAGGGCAUGCCGCAGCACAAGGUGGUGAGCAUGAUCUUGAACAACAACCUCACACAUCAGGCGGCCAUCGACAUCCUUGAGAAGAUCAAGGAUCCCAUGGCCGGGAACCAGCUCACAGACAGUUACUUCGAGAGCGCCAACAUGUACGGAGAGAUCGGGGACGGGCUCCUGGGCAUCAGGAGCCGCCUGAAGCGCAUCGAGGCCAGCUUGGAGAUCGACAGCCUAGACCUCGACGCGGAGCGGGCCCAGGAGGCCAGGCGGCAGCAGGAGGAGGAGCGGCGGCAGGAGCUCGAGCAGCAGAUCUUCGCCCUGGAGAUGAGGGUAGAGGCGGACAUGGAGAUGCUCGACAGGCUCGAUUACAGCGGUCAGGCGUGGGGGCGGCAGAAGCUCGGCCGCACCCUCGGCGGCAUCGUGUUCCAGCUGGACAGGUACAACUGGAGCCAGCUGUGCCGGCUCCUCAAGCGCUGGGUCCAGUGCGACACGGCGAACCAUCACUUGGUGAAGGACCUGCUCCAGGAGAUUGCCGAGCAGGAGAGCGAAGCGCUCCACCUGAUGUCCAUGUCGCGCCUCAAGGUGACCGAGGCCCUCAGCGGGCGGGUAGUGAGCGCGACGCGGCUGCUGAUGGGCUUCCACGACAGGAUCUUGGAGGAGAUGCGCAGCGUGUCCGCCAAGAGGAAGGAGCUCCGGGAGGACCAGGACUCCACUGCCUCGCGCCGGCCAUCCUCCGCCUCGUCGGGAGGUCUGUCCAGCGUGAGGAUCUUCCGGGAGCAGAUGGCGGACACCUCAGAGCGGCACAUGAAACACAUGGAGAUGAACCGAGCCAUGCAAGACUUCAUGGCGAACCGGGCCUCCAUAUUUGCGGCUCCGCCGCAGCUUGCAGGCGGCGAGGGGCACCCUGCGACGAGCAGGAACAGGUUGUCCACGAGGCCGAGUGUAUUGGCAGGUCUGCGCCAAAGUGUGCGCAGAAGUACGGCGUUCAAGAGGAACAGCUCAUGCCGUACUGUGGUCGAGGAGCCGCCAAGCCGCAGCUCCAUGGUCAUGCAGAACCGCUUCGCUGUCAUGUGCAGCUCCUCGGUGUCCGCCGGAGAGACCAAAGCCCACUUCAUCGAGACGGCGGCGAAGGCCGCAGAGACGAUGCAGGAGCAGCUGAUCGACCUGGUGACCCGCAGGGCCGCAGAGGUGGCCCGUGUGAAAGACCUCAGGCAGCGUCGCCAGCAUUUGUGGAACAGGCUCAACAGUGUCACGAUUCGCCACGAGAUUGUGCCGCAGGCAGCAUCCAUGGCACCAGUGCAGCCGAAGAACCCGUGGCAACAGCGUCUGCGCCAGGUGGGGCUGCUGGGCACGGCCUUCCUUGACCGCAAAGAAGACAGAAGCGCGUCCCCAUCACCGUCAUUGCGCAGGAACGAGAUGGGCGCUGCGCAGAUGCAGGAUGCCAGGGAGCUGCAACGGCGCCUGAAGAUAAUCCAGAACAUGUUGUCGAGAUUUGACGCUGAGAAAGACUCUAUCGAGGCAGAGGUCUCUUCCUUUUAUGGAGAAGGUGCGUGGGUGACCUCCAGAGACGGCGUCGACUUCAAGUUGAAUCCGCGCGAGGCUAUCCUUCACAAGGUGGAGCAGAGCCUGGACUUUCGCAUGGAGCGGAACUGUGGAGAUGAGGAGAAGAGCCACCUGGCAGACCUGUAUCAGGUCGCGGGCGUGCUUGUCAUGAAGAUCCGCAAUACCCCAGACAAGGAGAGGGCGGCUCUGGACACGAGGAUCGACCAGCUGGUGUGGCGCCUGCAAGCUUGGCACCGUGGUGCCGAGGACGGGGACGGGCAGUCGCCCAAAGUUGGGGCAACGGCGUCGGACUCCGCCUCGCCGAUCCAGCACGCACGCUCGGGAGUACACGAUCUCAGCCCACGCUCGGGAGGGACGGCACCGGACUCCAGCGAGCGCUCCACCGCGUCCCUGGCGCAGCAUUCCUCGGAGGCAGGCCGGAGCCCGCCCGUGGCGGCCCGGGCCUUCUGCCCCAGAGGUGCCGACGAGGUCGACCCCCUCACGGCGGAGCUGGCAGAGCAGGAGGCGUUCCUCGAGCGGUACCAGGAGCUCCAGAAAUGGAGGGAGAAGGUCGCGAGGCUGAAGGGAGAGUGCGACGGGCUCGCGCGCCAGGUCCUGAACGGGCGAGCUAUGCGGAGCGGAAGCCCGAAGAGGCCAGCCUGGCGGCCGGGUGUGCCGCUGGAGCUCGUGGGUUCACCGAGGUCGCCAACGAAGGGCUUUCCGCCGAUGCUACGGACAACAUCGAAGAGAUCGCGCACGAAAGGCUCCGAGGCCAGCAGCAGAAAGCUGGGCGGCGAGGUGCGCGAGCCCGCUGAGGCCGAGGAAGCGAGCGUUCAGCUCGAGCUCGCCCAGGCAGAGGAGGAGAAUCGCUGGUUGCACGGCGAGCGCGACAGGAUGAGGCGAGAGAGCAACUUGCUGGAGGUAAGCAUUGGCGCGAACAUGGAGGCGGAGGAGUUGGACUUCUCAUUCUUCAGGAAUGGCAUGCCAGCCAGCGUCAAGGCUGGCAGUGUGCGCGGCCGGAUGAGAAGUACCAGAAGACUGGCGAUCGUGGUGGACGUGUGGGACAAGAAGAUGCAGGAGCAGCGGUGCAGAAGUUCGUGGCCGAGGAGCAGGACGCGCGGGCGAUCUUCACCCUGGCGCCUGCGCAUGGCGAUGCCGAAGGGCGAGUCCGCAUGGCCGACGUCGUGGCGGUCGCCGUCGCCGGCCUGGGCUACGUAG
This is a messenger RNA of Prorocentrum cordatum, 3234 nucleotides long. The record is from the annotation of a GenBank genome assembly. Lineage: Eukaryota; Dinophyceae; Prorocentrales; Prorocentraceae.